Trichechus manatus latirostris (Florida manatee) is the source of this 2034-nucleotide messenger RNA. RefSeq names its product semaphorin 7A (JohnMiltonHagen blood group) (gene SEMA7A). Gene Ontology annotation, biological process: positive regulation of macrophage cytokine production; positive regulation of cell migration; negative chemotaxis. Gene Ontology annotation, molecular function: semaphorin receptor binding; chemorepellent activity; integrin binding. Gene Ontology annotation, cellular component: plasma membrane; external side of plasma membrane. Bases 1 to 1998 code for a protein of 665 amino acids. NCBI's taxonomy places the organism in Eukaryota, Metazoa, Chordata, Mammalia, Sirenia, Trichechidae. The record is from RefSeq and is a predicted model, not a curated record. The transcript has 14 exons.
AUGCCACUGCCCCCGCCCGGACGCGCCGCCCUCGGCGCCCCAAGCGCCCGCGUCCUCGGCCCGCCGACUCGGUCCGGGCCGCUGCUGCGGCUGCUACUGCUGCUCUGGGCGACCGCCGCCGCCACCCAAGGCCACCCGAGGAGCGGACCCCGCAUCUUCGCAGCCUGGGAAGACCGCGAAGGACAGAAGCAGGUGAACUUUGACCAGAUCGAGCCGCACACAGUGCUUUUCCAUGAGCCCGGCAGCUCCUCUGUGUGGGUGGGUGGACGCAGCAAGGUGUAUCUCUUUGACUUCCCCGAGGGCAAGAACGCCUCCCUGCAAGGAACGGUGAACAUUGGCUCCACCAAGGGGUCCUGUCAGGACAAGAGGGACUGUGAGAACUACAUCACCCUCCUAGAGAGGCAGGGCGAGGGACUGUUGAUCUGUGGCACCAAUGCCCGACGCCCGAGCUGCUGGAGCCUGGUGAAUGGCACCGUGAAGUCCCUUGGCGAGAAGAGGGGUUAUGCGCCCUUCAGCCCCGAUGAGAACUCCUUGGUUCUGUUUGAUGGGAAGGAGGUGUACUCCACCAUCCGGAAGCAGGAAUACAAUGGGAAGAUCCCCCGGUUCCGCCGCAUUGAGGGAGACAGCGAGCUCUACACCAGUGACACUGUCAUGCAGAACCCGCAGUUCAUAAAGGCCACCAUUGUGCACCAAGACCAGGCCUACAAUGACAAGAUCUACUACUUCUUCCGGGAGGACAAUCCUGACAAGAACCCCGGGGCCCCGCUUAACGUGUCCCGUGUGGCUCAGCUGUGCAAGGGCGACCAGGGUGGUGAGAGUUCCCUGUCAGUCUCCAAGUGGAACACCUUCCUGAAAGCCAUGCUGGUGUGCAGUGACGCCACCACCAACAAGAACUUCAACAGGCUGCAGGACGUCUUCCUGCUCCCUGACCCCAGCGGCCAGUGGAGGGACACCAGGGUCUAUGGCGUUUUCUCCAACCCCUGGAACUACUCGGCUGUCUGCGUGUAUUCUCUUGGUGACAUUGACAGAGUCUUCCGCACCUCCUCGCUCAAGGGCUACCACUCAGUCCUUCCCAACCCUCGGCCUGGCAAGUGCCUCCCAAACCACCAGCCGAUACCCACGGAGACCUUCCAGGUGGCUGACAGUCACCCCGAGGUGUCACAGCGAGUGGAACCCAUGGGACCGCUGAAGACACCACUGUUCCACUCCAAGUACCACUACCAGAAAAUAGUCGUCCACCGCAUGCAGGCCAGCCAUGGGGAGACCGUCCAUGUGUUGUACCUAACCACAGACAAGGGCACCAUCCACAAGGUUGUGGAGUCGGGGGAACAGGAACACAGCCUUGUCUUCAACAUCAUGGAAAUCCAGCCCUUCCGCCAGACAGUCGCCAUCAAGGCCAUGACGCUGGACACUGACCGGCGGAAGCUAUAUGUGACCUCCCAGAAGGGGGUCAGCCAGGUGCCCCUGGACCUGUGUGAAGUCUACAGAGGGGGCUGCCAUGGCUGCCUCAUGGCCCGAGACCCCUACUGCGUCUGGGACCAGGGCCACUGCGUCUCCAUCUACAGUGUCCCAAGGUCUGUGCUGCAGUCCAUUAAUCCAGCUGAGCCACAUAAAGAGUGUCCCAACCCAAAGCCAGAUGGGGCUCCGCUGCAGAAGGUGUCCCUGGCCCGGAACUCGCGCUACUACCUGAGCUGCCCCAUGGAGUCCCGCCAUGCCACCUACUCGUGGUUCCAUAAGGAGAACGUGGAGCAGAGGUGUGAGCCCGGCCACCAGAGCCCCAACUGCAUCCUGUUCAUUGAGAACCUCACGGACCAGCAGUAUGGCCACUACCGCUGCGAGGCCCAGGAGGGCUCCUACCUCCACGAGACCCAGCACUGGGAGCUGUUGCCCGAGGACGGCACCACAGCCGCGCACCUGCUGGGCCAUGCCCGAGCCCUGGCCGCCUCCCUGUGGCUGGGUGUCCUGCCCACCCUCAUCCUCAGCCUGCUGGUCCACUAGGGUCUCCUGGGCCAGGCUUGCCUCAGGCUUCUGCAA